GGAACGCACGCGCGAGGCAUGUCGUCAGACGGCGCCGUGCGUGCGUGCGUGUGAGUGAGGAGGCGGCGCGGCAGGGAGGUCACGUGGUGUCAGAGCGGAGGAGCCGCAGGUAAGGACGGUGCUCGUCUGGCGGGCGGCGGGAGGAGGAGGGAAAGAAACCGGAAAGGGCGGCGGAUUAGAGCCGAGCCGGCCGGGAAAUGGGAGAGGGCACGCGGGGGGAACCAGACGGCCUUCCCCGGGGCUGCUCGCGCCAUGGCCUCACCGCGGCCUAGUAGGCCCAUGGAAGCCUCGCGCUCUAGUAGGAGAACUGGCCGGGCAGGGCCGCCUGACUGUGGGCAUGGUCUCCGCAAGUCCCCGGUCUGAGUCCCGUGUACCGGACCCGGUGUAACGGAGUAUCGGGGAGGGGAUGGAGGCCGGGGAGGGGACACUCCGCUCACACCGGGACUCGGCACCGAGAACCCGCUCUGCUGGCCGCGCUUUGUUCACUCGGCCACUGAGUGGGCGAACACAGAACUCGCCUAUUUACCACAGAGCGGAGUGCCUGGAAUUCGGCGAUAAUCUCACAUUUUAGGUUUAAAAAAAAAUCUGGGGGGUUGAGGGGGGAGAAAUCUUUCUGUUCGGUUUUUAUGAGCUGUAAUUUUACAUUCUUGUAAAAAUUAAAUAUCUGUAACAAUGGGAAGGAUCCACACUCACUGGUAACCAUGAAAGCUGUGGGUAACUGCAAAAUUAAAUAUCUGUAACAAUAGGACCACGCUCACCAGUAACCAUGAAAGCUGUGGGUAACUGCAAAAUUAAAUAUCUGUAACAAUGGGAAGGAUCCAUGCUCACCAGUAACCAUGAAAGCUGUGGGUAACUGCAAAAUUAAAUAUCUGUAAAAUAGGAAGGAUCCAUGCUCACCAGUAACCAUGAAAACUGUGGGUAACUACAAAAUUAAAUAUCUGUAAAAUAGUUAGGAUCCACGCUCACCAGUAACCAGGAAAGCUGUGGGUAACUACAAAAUUAAAUAUCUGUAAAAUAGGACCAAGCACACCGGUAACCAUGAAAGCUGUGGGUAACUGCAAAAUUUAAUAUCUGUAAAAUAGGAAGGAUCCACGCUCACCAGUAACCAUGAAAGCUGUGGGUAACUGCAAAAUUAAAUAUCUGUAAAAUAGGAAGGAUCCACGCUCACCAGUAACCAUGAAAGCUGUGGGUAACUGCAAAAUUAAAUAUCUGUAAAAUAGUUAGGAUCCACGCUCACCAGUAACCAGGAAAGCUGUGUGUAACUGGAAAAUUAAAUAUCUGUAAAAUAGGACCAAGCACACUGGUAACUAUGAAAGCUGUGGGUAACUGCAAAAUUAAAUAUCUGUAAAAUAGGAAGGAUCCACGCUCACCAGUAACCAUGAAAGCUGUGGGUAACUGCAGAAUCAAAUAUCUGUAAAAUAGGAAGGAUCCAAGCUCACCAGUAACCAUGAAAGCUGUGGGUAACUGCAAAAUUAAAUAUCUGUAAAAUAGGAAGGAUCCAUGCUCACCAGUAACCAUGAAAGCUGUGGGUAACUGCAAAAUUAAAUAUCUGUAAAAUAGUUAGGAUCCACGCUCACCAGUAACCAGGAAAGCUGUGUGUAACUGCAAAAUUAAAUAUCUGUAAAAUAGGACCAAGCACACCGGUAACAUGAAAGCUGUGGGUAACUGCAAAAUUAAAUAUCUGUAAAAUAGGAAGGAUCCACGCUCACCAGUAACCAUGAAAGCUGUGGGUAACUGCAAAAUUAAAUAUCUGUAAAAUAGGAAGGAUCCACGCUCACCAGUAACCAUGAAAGCCGUGGGUAACUGCAAAAUUAAAUAUCUGUAAAAAUAGGACAGUGCUCACCAGUAACCAUGAAAGCUGUGGGUAACUGCAAAAUUAAAUAUCUGUAAAAAUAGGAAGGAUCCAAGCUCACCAGUAACCAUGAAAGCUGUGGGUAACUGCAGAAUUAAAUAUCUGUAAAAAUAGGAAGGAUCCACACUCACCAGUAACCAUGAAAGCUGUGGGUAACUGCACUUUAAUGUGUGAAAAUCUUAUCUUUAUUGAGUAAUCUCCGAGCUGCAUGACUGUUAUUCAGGGUUAGUUAUGAUGAUGAAUUGUCUUUUAAACAUGUUGCUCUGUGUAUGUAGAAAGCAGUCAUAAUAGGAAUAUACCAGCAUAGGAACCAUGAGGAUACCGUAUAAAGUUGCUGAAUGGGUAGUGGAGGAGUAAUGCAAGGAAAUACUCUUUUCAGAAAGUUUACUCCAUACCUGAAAUAGUCAUUUAGGGCAAGUAGGCAAGGCUAAAAACAGAAUUGCAUGCUUGGUACGUACAUCAAGCUAUUUUAAGAAACAAACUAAUAAUUUGCUCUUGAUUUUUAAUAUGGAUUAAAUAGACGGUUUUAACGGGGUUUUGUACAUAAAAGUUGAACUAAUCUAAUCCAGUUGCCUUGCUAUAAAAUCUAAUCUAUAUUCCAUUAAAAUCUAAUCUAUAUUAAAAUUGUAAUGUAUGUUGCUCCACUACAAUUUAGGUCGAACAUUAGUACAGUUUUGCAGAUUAACACAUGUAUUUGUUUUAGGAUUAAGGGGAUGUUUUGUUUGUUUUUAAUCACCAAUUUAUUCUGUUUAUAGUUUCUUUUAAUUAAGUGCCAGACUCUAAUAUUGUCGUAUUCAGAAUGGGAUUUUAAGUGUUUUUCAGUGUGUUAGUUUUUCACUUUUAGUCCUUGCCUCCAGUACAUAGAUUAAAAACGUCUAUAAGCUUUGUUCAUCUCAGGUUGGCUUAAAUUAACUUCAAAAGUUUGUGGGGGUGUAGUAAAACGAGAUUUUUUUUAUACUGUCUCCUGCCCUCCUCUUAUACUAGUGAGAAGCAAAAAUAUUUUUCUUUGUUUCCUGGGAGCAAUGUGCUAGAUGGUGCAUCAUAUGCAAACAUCAUAACCACUGCAUCCCACUAUAGUGGUUAUGAUGUAAAGAGUGCCCUGUUUUCUGAUAGUGCAAACAGUUUGCUCUCUUACCUGUGUCCCCUCCGAGGGUUCUCCAGUAGUCAGCGACGGUAACCAGCUCUUGCAAAAGCUGUAAGUCAUUCCUGAUUAUCAUUCAUUGUUAAGGGCAUCAGCUUGCUGCUUUCAGCGAUGUAUGCUAUUGUGUGUAGGAAUAUGCAGAGGAUUGACAUUAGGCAACCCAGAACUCUUGUUCCACGCUAUCUAAUGAUGCCCCAAUGACUGUGCCGGAGGUGGAGUUACACCUCUGGCAGCAAAUUGGUUCAACUGCUUAUAUGCAAUAUUUCAAAGUAAAACACUGCACAUGACUGCUGGCAUGAAAAGUGUGUCACUGAUAUUUUAAUUCCAAAUAAUAUGAAAAUCUAGUUUUUAAAUUGCACAAUUGCAAGUAGUUAGAGUAAUUCUGAUUCAGACACCAAAAUAGACCUAGUCAGCUGUCUGACGAAUCCCCUCUGUAACAGCAGUUCCUUCCAUCUUGAUUUCAUUUCCUGCUCAGGACUCCCAUAUGUCUAUUCAAGGCAUGUGUGAGCACUCGGCAAAUUUUGCUUGAUGGUUUUUCCAUCUCAACUAUCCUUGUGGAGUGGGCCUUCUAACUGCAGUUGCUAAUGCAAGCGUGAUAUUUCUAACAUUGGCAGUAAAUUGGGUCAUCUAAUAAGCCGUGUUUUACCUUAUAUGAAGAGCAAGGUUGCAACGUUCAAUAAAUCAGAAAGCUGUCGAAUGAAAGGUGAAAAAUUUAUAUUACAAUGUUUUACUCAUCUUCAAAAAUUGGUUCUCUACAUUUGAUUAGUCAGUGCCAUCCAUGUUUUGAGUUGAUUUGAAAUUACGACUUCAAAAAAAAAUACAGCACAUUGAGGUUUUAAAAGCUGGCGUAUCCAGUCAACAACUCAUCUGACUCUUACCUAGUACCUGCUGCCUGGUUAAACCCUUCUCAUAGUGUGUAGCCAAAGAGGAAGGAAGCUUCUCAUUGCUGUGCAAGGUUAGGCAGAUACUUUGGAAACCCACUGCUACAUUAUCCAAUCAGUAGAUAAGAAGCUGAACUUCUCAAUGUAACUACUACAAUGAACUGUAGAGCACAUCCCUUUAAAUCUAGAAGCUAAUAGAGACCCAGUGGUGCAUGAUGGCCUUGUUAAGAUUGGUCUGAACUACUGAAGUCCUUGUCUCAUGAUGGCUCAACUAAUCCCUGACAGUGGCUGAACUGCUUUAAAUGCUAUCAUUUUGCAGUUUAAUAGUGAAAAACUAAACUGGUGCUUAAGUUGAAGUCAUUAUUGUAGCAAUAUAAAAUGAGGUAAUUUCACACAGGAUUUUUUAUUCAUCUCUAUAAAUCCACUAAAUUAGUUGUGGUAUUCACAUUUUCAUAUUUUAAUAGGUAUAACCAUGAUUAAAUAUCUUGUCCAAUGCAUUUUGAAUAGGGAGCAUUGUGUUACUUGACUCGGUUCAUCCUAUUUACAAGCAAUUUUCUGAGUGUAAUACACAGUAUUUGGAGCUAGUUCAAUACACACCCAGCCACGAGAAUGGCUGACAGUACCUGUAAAUAAAUAAAAAUUUUAAAAAGUCUCUAUGUGCAUGUGCUUGACCAGCAAGCAUCAUAGUCAAUGCACCAUCAGAUGCAUACAUACAGUAAUUUAGUAGAAGUAGCUGUAUCAAAAUAGUAAGAUUUAACAAACAAUAAAUUGAACUUGGAUACAGAGUGUAGCGGAUGACAUUGGGCUGUCCUCAGAAUUAUGUGUAAAGUGUAUGCAGCAUUCGCUGAUUGUUCGGUAAAAUCACUCCAGUUAUUAUGCGAGUGAAACUACCGAACAAUCAGACCACCACAGGAAUAAGUGUGCCUCCAAUUACCAUUCGCAACACAGUGGUUUAAUUAUUUUAACCACAUGUUAUUCUCAAGCUUAAACAUUUUCUAGCCCUUUGACUAGCACAAAGUAUAGGGCAAACACAAUCAAUUUAAAUAGACUUUUGCCAUGUUAUGCAAUUAGUGGUUUUAAUACACCAGACUAGUUUCCGGCAAUUAAACAAACUGGAGAAGUUUGCAUUCUUUUUCAAGGCAGGAAUUCUCCCUAGGAAGAUGAUAUGGUAGAAGAUCAGGGUUCUAAACAGAGACUUUUUUGUAAAUUUUGUCAAAAAAAAGAAGAAAAAAAGUAAUUGUCACGUUAACCAAUAUUGCCCUAAGCAAUUUAUCUUUGAGCUGUCUGUAACAUGUUUGAUUCCAUUAUAAUGUGGUCUGGUAGUUCUACUCAGGAAGUGUUCACGAGCUGGGCAAGGAGUUAAUCCACUUAUGUUUCUUUUCCCGUUACAGAGUUGUACUUUGUAAAUACUGUUAUUUGUAUAUACUGUAAAUGAUGACCUCGGUGGCCACAAACCGCGCCCGGGGUAACUGGGAACAGACACAGAAUCAGACGCAGCACAAGCAAAGGCCACAGGUAAGAACUGGUCCUAGGGAAAGUGAUGUUCUUGAUCAAUGCUUAUUGGUGCAUAAGGCCUUAUUUAUAUAUGUAGUUUACAUUUAUUUUUAUUUAUUUUUUAUUAGGCCACCGCAGAGCAAAUCAGACUUGCACAGAUGAUUUCAGAUCAUAAUGAUGCAGACUUUGAGGAAAAAGUAAAACAGGUAGGACCCCUUUACCUGCUCUUAGCUGCAGCCAGGAUAUUGGAAUUUAUGAAAUGUGGGCAAGGUGGAGCGCGUGCUUAAUGUACAUUAUAAUGUUCCACUUCUGUAUUAUGGAUAUCAUGUUAUUGCUGGAUCCAUUUCAAGCUUUCGAUGGGGCAUAGGUUCUAUUCUUAACGUUGUGAUUUGAAGGCUUCAUUGGCAACUGUCACAUUUACUGUAAAUCAAUUUAUUUACAUUACUAUACCUUAUCUGUUGCAGUGAAAUGGUUAGAUAUUAGGUGUUUGUUUUCUCAGUUGGUUACCAUGGUUGCAGUAAUCGUCCCAACAGCCAUGUUUCCCAGACAGUUGAAUCUGUUUUACAUGUUAACAUAAAAGGACACGCCUCCCUUUGAAGUCUGUGAAGCUGCUGUUCUAGAAAGGGUCAGUAGCAGACAUCUGCCUCCUAUUUCAGGAACAUGCUCCACCAAUCAGAAGACUCUCUUUCGGUCUUAUCUUAUAAACCAGACCACUGUAGUUCAGCCUCAUGAGAUGAGUAGAACUGCUAAAUGAGUUGACAAAAACCAUUACUGUGGUUGCUAUCUGUUUAAUUGGUUCACAUUUUUGCAAAAGGGGCUCUGCAAAGCAUUGACUUGACCUGUUGCUGUAUGCUUAUGUUGAAUAGCAAAACAGGAAGGACAUUCUUAGGGCUAUAACUUUUUUUUUUUUUCUGCAAAUCUCAUUUGUAAGUCAUUGUUGCGUGGGACCUUACAUUACAACCAUAGCAUAUAUGUUAUGGUGCACAGAGUAUCUUCAUACUUCUCUGAAAUCACUUGUCCUUAAUGGACAAUCUAAGCACAAUUACCUCAUCAUCUCACUAAAGUGGUUAUGGUGCUUGGAGUCCUAUUGUUUAGUGUUUAGCAGUUUGUCACUAAAUGAGGGUUACUUGACUCGGUUCAUCCUAUUUACAAGCAAUUUGGAGCUAGUACAAUACACACCCAGCCACGAGAAUGGCUGACAGUACCUGUAAAUAAAUAAAAAUGUUAAAAAGUCUCUGUGUGCAUGUGCUUGACCAGCAAGCAUCAUAGUCAAUGCACCAUCAGAUGCAUACAUACAGUAAUUUAGUAGAAUUAGCUGUAUCAAAAUAGUAAGAUGUAACAAAUAAACAAUAAAUUGAACUUGGAUACAGAGUGUAGCGGAUGACAUUGGGCUGUCCUCAGAAUUAUGUGUAUUCGUAUGUGUUCAGAUAAUUUUUGCCAUAUGUAUGUAAAGUGUAUGCAGCAUUCGCUGAUUGUUCGGUAAAAUCACUCCAGUUAUUAUGCGAGUGAAACUACCGAACAAUCAGACCACCACAGGAAUAAGUGUGCCUCCAAUUACCAUUCGCAACACAGUGGUUUAAUUAUUUUAACCACAUGUUACUCUCAAGCUUAAACAUUUACUAGCCCUUUGACUAGCACAAAGUAUAGGGCAAACACAAUCAAUUUAAAUAGACUUUUGCCAUGUUAUGCAAUUAGUGGUUUUUAAUACACCAGACCAGUUUCCGGCAAUUAAACAAACUGGAAAAGUUUGCAUUCUUUUAGCAUUUGCAUUUCACACGCCGCCAACACUGGAGGUGUGGAAGAAAACGUUCAGAUGACACUGCCACCCUUAGCUGUUCGGGUUGAUGUGGAAAUAGCAGAGCGGGUCCAAGUUGCGUGGAUCCUCAUUGAGAGUUAUACCAAUCAUAAAUGUUUCAUAAUGUACAUCCCUGCUCUGUUUAUCUUUGCAGCUAAUUGACAUCACAGGAAAGAACCAAGAUGAGUGCGUUAUCGCAUUGCACGACUGCAAUGGGGACGUCAACAGAGCCAUCAAUGUCUUGUUGGAGGGAAAUCCAGACACUGUAAUUAUAAUAAACUUUGAAUUUAAUCAGUGUUUAACUUCCAUUGUGCAAAACAAUGUAAUAAACCGAAUAAUAAGACUGUGCUCCCUUCUGUACCACCACUUUAUAGGCAAAGUUUGUAUUCUCCCGGAUAUUUAAAUUAGGCCUUUUAUCCCUACUUUUUUCACUCUAAUCUCAUGUUGUCUAUAGAUGAUAAAACUGUGCUGUUUAGAUCACAAUCUUAGCUACAGGAUAUAUGUUGUUCUUUAGUCCUCCUUUAGUUAAAUCUCCCAUUUAAUAGAAGCUGCUUAUGCCAAUUAACUUAUUGGGUAAAAUAUCUCUAACUUUUGAUUUCUUUGCAUAUGGUUUUUGAGAUGAGCUGAGGCCAUUCUUCAGCCUUCUCUCAUCAGUAGCCAUCUUUCUCCAGAGGUUUCUUUGGCACACACAUUGCUUGACUGAGCCACACCAAGUUGUUUAUAACCUGUCAGUGAGGUGAACAGCUUGGUGAAGGCUUUUAACUAAAAAUGCUAUAUCCCUAGCACGCCCUAGGAAUGUUUUUAUUUUACUUUUUCAUCAUCCAAAAAACUCAGUAGCUGAGUUUGCAAUCGUCAAAUGGCCAUUCAUUUGUCCUUUCCGUAUGAAAAUCUUCCUUAUUCACAGCAUUCGUGGGAGAUGGUGGGAAAGAAAAAAGGAGUUUCGGGACAGAAAGAAGUGGGGCAGACUGAGCCCAGUGAAGAGGGGCGAGAGAACCGAGACAGAGAGCGAGAUUACAGCCGGAGACGCGGAGGAGCUCCCAGGAGAGUCCGAGGGGCCAGCCGUGGCAGAGAGUGUAAGUCACAUUAAUAUCAGGCAUAAUUUCAUGAAGAAUGGUGUCCUGUACAACCCAAUAUUCAUCCAUUGAGCCAUGUGAAAUUCAGUCUACAUACAUGACAACAAUAUUUAAUUCUUAUUAAAGUUUUGUAGCAGUUGCAUGUUGAUGCAUGUAGCACUUUAGUUUUUAGUUGUGAAGAAAGUGUUUGUGUUUGAAAUUGCUCAGGGUGCACCAGCACUAGAAAAAGAUUAGUAAGAUUACUUUUUUCCAGUGCUUUUACUUAGAGCGAGGGAGCGGGGCACUAUAAUGUUAGGAAUACUGAUUUUAUAUUCCUUAUGCUGUAGUGUUCCUUAAAAUGUAUGUGCAUUGUGGAUGUGUACCCAACUCACUUAUCUUUUCACUACUCUGUGCAAGAUAUUUAUUCUGUAUGCUGUAUCUGAAAUUUUAAACAAUGAACACGUCAGGACUUCUACCUGGUUGUUAUCACAGAACACAUGGUCCUAUAUCUUGACUUUCCUCCAUGCAUUUUGCAUCUACUUUACUGCAUGCAAUGUUUUGUCUUUCAGUCCGGGCACAGGAGAAUGGCUUGGAAGGUGGCAAAACUGGUGGUUCAUCUGGCCGAGGCACAGAACGGGGGAGGCGGGGUCGCGGAAGAGGCAGAGGUGAGAUAGAUUGUGUGAUUGUAGUUUGUAAGAAAAUUUGAGUACAAUGACAUAGUACAAUCCAUAUAAUGCGCUGUCCCAGGAAUCUUAUUCUAGAGAUAUUGUGGUUAAAACCGCCUCAUGAUGCUUUCAAUCUAGUGUUAUGACAGAAACCCAAUAAGUUUGUAAUCCACAGCUGAAAUGGAGAAGACUGUCUUUGGUACCUUUUACUAAAUAUUUCACUGCAGAACAGAGACUUAACCAUUAACUAACAUGUGGAGGGUUUGUCCAAGGAACUUACAAUCUGUAGUGCAGUGUCUGUAGUUGGGAGAUGAGAACUUCCUGCAAUGUAUGUUAAAGAUUAAUUUAUGUUUCCGUUACAGGAGGCUCUGGAAGGAGAGGAGGUCGCUUUUCUGCUCAAGGCAUGGGGUAAGUAGUGAUUUUAUUCCUGUUUUUUUAUAUAUAUAUAUAUAUAUAUAUAUAUAUAUAUAUAUAUAUAUAUAUAUAUAUAUGUGUGUGUGUGUAUUGGAGAGACAAGGAAACUGGAUUCUAUUUCCAAGCUUGUCUUCUAUUUCAGGACAUUUAACCCUGCCGAUUAUGCUGAGCCUUCCAAUGCCGAGGAUAGCUAUGGAAAUAACAGCACAUGGAAUAAUACAUCCAACUUCGAGCCUGACGAUGGAACAAGUAAGUAACACACAUCAGGCUGUUUACUGAGGAUACGUAAUGAGCAGACUAGAUGAGUUAUUCAGUUCUUGUAUGCUGAAUGAAGACAGGUUGUGAUUUCUCCCCACUGAAGCCACAAAGCCCUUUCCUUUAUCGUUUCUGUUUUGUACUAAUAAAGACACAAGACCUAGUCUUUGUCUUUUUGCCAAUGGAACCAAACACUGUUCCUUCUACCGUUGCCCAAUGAAAUGACAGGACAUUGGUUUUCUUUCUACUGCACCAUUGAAUCUACAAGACCUUAUUGUUUUUAGCAAAGCCACUAUGCCAAAUAUAAGUCACGGAUUGUGCAACUGACUCCAAAAGGGCCAGUAUAACCCCCCCUCCCCCCAAUUCACCAAUAAGGCCACAACUCCGAAACCUCCUUUAAGUGUUACUCUGUUUCUGUAUACAUUGCAUUUUCAAUGUUUCCAUUAAUAGUCAAACUGCUCAAAAUCCCUUUUUUGACCUCCUCUGUUUGUGAUUGUUUUGUAUGCAAAUAGAUCCUUACCCUUUGUUCCUUGGGGUCAUUUAAUUAUAGAGGGUGAAAGAUAAGAUGGUAAAUCACAUCAGGGGAGGAGAAAACAUAGGAGAGAAAAUCAGCACUUGCCUCAAUCUGACUGUGUUUUUUUCCCUUUUUGUUUCAGGACUUGAUUACAUUGGGGGUGAGGGGUCAAAUUAUCCCCGAAAAUUUUCCACUGCUCCUGGUAUGACACAUCCAGGUGCUCACACAGCCCCUGAUAACCCUUUGAUUUUAUUUCUGAUUUUAUUUCUAUUUGCUGUGUGUACGUAAUCUUGCCCUUCCUGCACUUUUAAUAGAUGCUGCAUCUUAAAGGAGGGAAGCAGGUUUAAGGGAGAGACAAGUGCUAUAGCAAGAAUCUAUAGUGUCACAUUCAGGGGGAGAGUGCUGUGUCGUAGUAGAGCCUUGGCAUGGAUUACCAACCAAGAUGGUAGCUUUUCACAUAGAUUUGAAAUCUUGCAGAAGACAUCAGACUUAAUAUUGAUCAUGUAAAGAAGUCUGUGUCUGCUUUAUGUGUGAUUUAUUUCUGGUAACAAUCAGGUGGAGGUUGGACCCAAUGACUUGACGUUGUGUGAUGUAUUAUGAUGUGUUCAAGCAUUAUUAGUGGCUGUUGUUCAUCUUGUUCUUUGCUGUUUUCUUGGGCAUAAAGUGUGAGUUGUGAUCAUGUCCAGAAGAACAAAACAUUAAAGGGACACUAUAGUGACCAAAACAACUUUUGCUUAAUAAAGUAGUUUUGGUGUAUAGUCUCAUUGUUCCACUUGACGCUGUUCGCCAUUUAGGAGUUAAAUCACUUUGUUUAUGCAGCCCUAGUCAUACCUCCUUGCAUGUGACUUAUACACUUCCUGUAAAGAGUCAUGUAAUGUUUACACUUCAUUGCAAAUUCUGAUUUAAUUUAGAAUGUAUUAUCUUGUUCUUUAAUAGCUUGGUAGACCCUACAUGAGCCUUUUGUACGUGUUUAAAGUUCAAUUUACAGAGCAGGAGAUAAAAACCUUUAAAAUAAGUUACAUCUGAUUGAAAAUGAAACCAUUUUGUUUUCAUGCAGGCUGUGUAAGUCACAGCCAGGGGGAGGUGUGGCUAGGGCUACAGAAACAAAAGUUAACUCCUAAAUGACUGAGCAGGGAGACUUCAGAGGUAUGAUCUAUACACCCAAACGGCUUCAUUAAAAAAGCUGUUUUGGGGCUGUAGCUUCCCUUUAAAAAUAUAAAAUAAAAAUGAGAAGUUAGAUUUUAGAAAACAUUGAGUUACAUGUUCUGUGUGUUCUAGCAUGCUUUUUAUUUUUUUUUUAUUUUUUUUUAAAUGUUACGUCGGUAACCAUUUCAGUGAUGUAAGGUACCAGUUUCCCUCUCACAGUAAUUUGAUCCAGCCCUGAAAUUUACCCUUCUAAAUGCAAUUUCAUUGUGCUUAGCACAUAGCUUUCUGAUGACUGUUAACAUUAAAUUGUUCUUGUAUAUCACUGCCUAAUAUAGUAGAGGAAAUUGAAUUCUGGAAGGGGCUAACAUGCAUGGUUUUUACCUAUGUCCGUAACGCAGGUACAUAGUAUUUUGAAUGUGCCUUAAAGAUGAGUUGUCCAUUUAAACCUAGAAUAAAGAUUUCAAAGUUAGAACUAAUAUGGUUAUUCACUAAAGGGAAAAUGGUCAAGAAAUCAAAAAUGGACAUCAACUAAAAGUAAGCAUUGCUUGGAAUUAAAACAUUUAGAACAAAAUAGACACACACAAAAAGUCUGUUCUGUUUACAGUUUUGAUUUAACAAUUACUCAUUUCAGUGAAUAACCCUGAAUGUGAAUUUAAAAUUUAAGGCCAAAGUGGCCAAACUAGAAACAGAGCUGACUUGGAGACAUUUUCUUUAUUUGGCUUGUCUUGCCUUAAAUUUUCAAUCACAUUUUUAAUAUCACAUUGUUUAAUGAACUUUUUUUUUUCUUGUGAACUGAACUGAAUCGAGGCUUUCAAUCUAUGAUUGACCCUCAUUGUAUUGCAUUAGUUUUCAAUGAGACGUUUAUAAUUAUAAGAUCCAAGAUCUCAGACAAGCAACUUCUUUUUAAUGGGCCUUUAUCUGUAGCUUCAUGUAUGUAUUGGAACUAGCCUUGUGUAAUGCUAUUUAGUGUGUUAGAGAAUGAGACCUGCUCAAAGCACAGUUUGACAUACUUGUCCUUUAGCACAGGACGCACUCCCGUGAAUCUGCCUAAUCUAUAUCUUUCCAUAGGAGACUUUUGUACUCGCUGCUUUAGAGAAUCAUUGUUUUACGUUUUAUACAGGUGGAAAUAUGGUGGUGCAUAUUAGAGAAAAUACCAUUUACUGCCACCAUGCUUGCAGAUGUUUCCGUUCUAAUGUCAGAAUUUAGCAGUUUUUGUUACUCUCAUUUGUGACAAGAAAAAAGAACAAUAAUCUCUUACCAUACUUCAGGCCUUACUGGACUUGUUUCCCAUGAUCCUUUGCCGCCGUUUGGUGAGACUGUCUGGCAAGGAAUUUGUGGCAAUUCAAGGCCACUAGAAGCCGGAGACCUACUUUUGAUUAGAGUGGUCCAUUCUUAUCUUGUGUUUUGUUUACAACAAGGUUUUCUAAUUCCUUGUGUCUGCUGGGGUAACCCUCAAAUUCAUUAUCUAAUUGAUACUGUCGAAUUGCAUAGCAUCACUUUGACUCUUGUUUAGUGAAUGGGGUAUUGUAUAUCUAAAUAAUAUGCGAGUGAGCAGGCAGUGUAUUAAUUGGUGUUAUGUAUUGUUAUGACUGGUUAGGACUCUUCUUGAAUGAUAGAUUCCUUCCUGGUACUUGUCUCGCUGGGUAAGCUUCUGUUGACACUCUCUGCUCCAUUUCCCUGUCUGUUAGGUGCCUGGAGGACAGCCACAGAAGAAUGGGGCACAGAGGACUGGAAUGAAGAUGUAAGUUACUGCAAUAAUCUGGGGUUUCUGAAAAAACAAAACAAAAAAGAUCUGUAUUGAUAGAAAUCAUAUAACUAUCAGGAGACUAUUUCAAACUUAAAGAAUUUGUUUUAUGGACGUUUUUAUAAAAAAUUCAUUUCUCAUUCAAUGCAUUUGCGCUCUCAUAGUGUGCAUUAGUAAUUAUGCCACCAUUUCCCUGAAGCCGUACCCGAGUUCUGCAUCAAACAUUUCUUGAUUGGUCUGACACAGACUAAGCCUCAUUUUUGUUGUUUUUGCUAAUUCUGUAAUUGUGAUUUCCCUAUAUCAUUUUCAUAUGCAUGCGGAUGGCAUUCACUGACUGUUGUCAGCUGAAUCAUACUGAGUUGAUAUCCAAUUGGCAAAAUUUACGCUACAAUUCAGUGGUUUAGUGUUGAACUUUGUGCUUUUUGAAUUUUUUUUUGAAUCACAAAAACGGCUAGUUUUUAUUUGCAGCCCAAAUAUAAUAUUUGAAAGCAAACAAAGCACAUUGGCAGAUAUUUCUGGGUGUUGCUUACACUCCAAAUAGUCUGGCUUCUGCACUUUCAUGGAAUUACAUCAUUAUGUAGGGCUGUUUAAUAGCUAGGAAUUGGUUAGUUUAUGUAUAAGAAUGGCUCCAGUGUAGACUCUGAAUAUUGCUUAUUUCGCUUUUAUUUAUUAAAUUCUUUCCCAUAUUCAGCUUUCAGAGACCAAGAUUUUCACAGCUUCUAAUGUAGCAUCUGCGCCUCUUCCUUCUGAAAGUGUCACGAUCACUGCUGGGCAAAGGUGAGUCCCUUGACAAUGUCUCUUAGACCCGUGCACAGCCGCACACAUGUUAUUUAAAACUUUUACUGUUCCUUCUGCAGGAUUGACUUAGCUGUAUUGCUGGGGAAGAGUCCUUCAUCUCUGGAAAAUGAGUCAUCUGGUCUUGAGUCUUCUCAAAAUGCCACCUUAUCACAGCCUCUUGUGUUCAGCAACUCCAAGCAGAGUCCAAUUUCCCAGCCUAGCUCUGUGACCAGCUUCUCUCACCAUAACAUGGUACGUUUAAUUGUUCUGAAAACGUUCUAGUAUCAUUUUGUCCUGGUUGUCUGAAAAUUCCUUUAAUGUGAUGAUGUGUGUACAGUACAUCAAAAAUAAAUUCUUUGUUAGGAGACGUAUAGAAUGAAACAUUUUCCUUCAUCUCUACACCAGUUCAAACAACUAGUAAGCUUGACAACACAACAUUUGGUGCUAAUAGAAUGUCCUAUUCACAUUCACAGGUCAGCAUGUUGAGUAAGAACUUUGGUGAUGGGGAGUCCAAAGGUGGUAGCACCACUGGCUCUCAGUUUCUAGAGCAAUUUAAGACGGCUCAAGCCCUGGCCCAACUGGCUGUGCAGCAUUCCCAGUCUGAAGCCACCAGUAGCACCUCAUGGGACCUUAGUUCUUCAACGCAGUCUCCCUCUCUUGGUCAAUAUGGUAAGUUUGCUCGGGGACUACAUUAGAAUUUUUCUUUUAACUAUUAUGCAUUUUAUUGUGUCUGAAGCAACUUCUAUAUUGGGUUUGUGAUCUCCACUAACAGUGCCAUACUAUCAAUUUCAACUCCGAAAAACAGUGGUGCCCUGCAUACCAGUAGACCCUUUUUAGCUGAAUUUGUAGCCAAGAAGGGGGGACAGUGUAUGCAAAAUUAAUGUGAUUUUGCUGUGUGAUGUCAGACACCUUCAGGCCUGAUCAUCCUGUGGCAGACUUACAGCUCUGUUUAAAUAAACAAUAUUUAUUGCAAUAUCCUGCUUAAAUCUCUAGCAAUCUCUAGAAUGCACUUAAAGCAAACUCUUAAGGUGUUCGCUAGUCUGAAUAACUGCCUUCUUAUGUUUGUGUCAUAACUGCCUUCUUAUGUUUGUGGAAUUGAAGUUGCAUCUAACUUUUCUUUAUUAGUUAUUUGUAACACAUACCUUGGCUAUAUCUGUGCAGAACUGAAAAGCUCUUCGGAUCCAUUCAACAAACGCCAAGGCUUCCCUCCAGCCUCUGCAAUGAUGGAGGCUUACCUGCAGGAAAAGACGCCUGCAGUCAGUGUGCAAUCAGCCGUACCAGUGUGCCCGUCCUCACCUCUGCCCGUAAAGCCCACUUCUGCUCAACAAAUGUCCCCAGGGUCAUCUGAAAUGCAGUCUGGCAGCCCACAGCCAGCCCAGCAAAAAAUGAAGCAACAGAAAAAGAAGGCUUCUCUAACAUCUAAGGUAUGCUGACACACAUCCACACGUAAGGGGCUUAGAAUGCUGGAAAUGAUGCUUUGUAAAGAAUGGCUUCUGUGGACAUGUGCCUCGACUUCUGGAAAGUCUUUUCUCGUUGGCAGUCUUUUUGGGUUUAAAUCCCUUAAUUAAGCAUUUUCUCAUUUGCAGAUUCCAGCUCUUGCCGUGGAAAUGCCUGGGUCGUCUGAUAUCUCUGGGCUCAACCUGCAGUUUGGGGCCUUGCAAUUUGGCUCCGAGCCAGUUCUACCAGAGUAUGAGAAUUCUCCCACAACCAACGUGGCUGUGAGUCAAACUCAGAACAGCUUGUACACCAGCCCCUCAAGGUAGAGUACAGCCAAUAUGGGGAUAUUAACCAAAAUAUUUCCUAAAAUAAACACCAAAUUGAGUGCUACCAUGUCUCCUCUGUUUUUCUUUAUACAUUAAUUUCACCUGGUAAACUUAAACAAUAACAAUGGAAAUGUAUUGGUUUUUGUUGAGUGUGCAUGGGGUGUUUGAUUUUCCACUUUUUUUCCCCUGUGUUUUAAAGAAUCCAUUAAAUUAUUCUGCAUAUAUAACUAAUAAAAGCUUUAUAGGAUAAACCUCUUGUCUCUUCAAGUCUUCACUUGCUAAAUGCGUCCUCUCAGCCUUUUUAUUUCCACGUCUCGCUACUUGUCUUGUAGUUCAUACAUACAAUAUUUUCAUGAUAAGGGUUUGCCCCCAGUUUGUCACGUGAGACCAUCUCAGCAGAAUGACAGCUGCUAGUUAUUAUGGGCUGCCCUUGAACACAGCCUCAAGGUCACACACUUUUCUCUUGUACACAACAGUAGACUCUUUCUGGCUGUGUCUGUAGCCAUUAAGGGGGGACAGCUUGUGUGACAUUAACGGUGCGUGUGGAAAAACCAUCAGGUAUCCUUAUCUGUUGGACUUCUGCAGCACAAACACUUGCCUUCUGUUAAACUGUAUCACAUUUCUAUCGAAAUUGCAUAGGUAUUAAUUGGCAAAGUACUUUUUCUUGCAGUGAAUCAUCCAGCUCUGUGGUGACUAAUCAGAGCUCGGAGUCUGUUUAUCAGGGCAGCAGUUCACAGACCGCAACGUUUACCUCUCAGAGCAGCUCACAGGGUCCUCUUUACGAACAGAGGGCCACACAGACCCGACGCUACCAGAAUCCCAUCUCCUCCUCAUCCUCUUCCUCCCCACAGAAGGAGCUUAGCCAGUCAAAGGUGAGUCUAUGAAAUAGAAUAGCAUUGUAACUGAGCUUAUCACCUUCAACAAAUCAUCACAGGCUUUCCUAUUUAUAAUAACGCAUUUGUUAUAAGUUGAUCAUCAAAUCAAUUAAUUAAGUUUAACCAUACAUGUCGGCUCCAUGGUGCUAUGAUAGUCCCUGACUUUAAUUGCCACAGACUAAAUAUUUCACCCCAUCAUUCCUCCCCCGCCACUCCAGACAAAGUUAAAUUUUUUUGUAGCCUAUACUUUGCACUUUCUUAUCUAACUGUGAUGGUGUAAGAAAGUAGUUGAAGGUAAAUUUGAGACUAGUUUCAGUUGUAAUAUAAACCUUAAGGGAAUAGCUUAGAUAUCCCCCCUCUCCAUGCACACACAAACAUGCAUUAAUGGGGCAGGACUACACAGCAUCCAGAGACCAGCCAUAUCAUUAGUUUGAGAUAUCUUGAGCCAUUUUGUGGUCCUGUUUUUAAAUCUUUCUGAUGCUCAUAUCAAGUUUUAUUUGUUUUUUUGUUUUUUUCUGCAGAAUGGCUUCAGCUCUGUUCCAGCUGCCACAUUGCAGGCAUCUGUAUCAGUGGAAGGUAAGUGCAUCUGAUUUUGUUUGUGUGUGUGUGUGUACAUAUAUAUAUAUAUAAUAUUUCAGGAGCCAAGCACGCCAGUAGACCCUUUCUGACUGCACAUAGACUUAAAGGGGGGACAGAGCAUGCAAAAGUAAAAAGGGCUUUGCAAGUUCAAUCAGGGAUAUCCAUAAUACCCGAUGAUCUUGUAGAACCCACACAAAUUGAGCAUUUUGAAAAAUUAUAGCUACUCAUUAUAGCAGGCGUGUCGAAUGCAAUGGAUAUUUGGGUAUUCCUUUGUUUUGUUUAAUCUUGCCCAUUACUAUCCACAUUAAAAUAACAAUGAGCAACAGUCAAGAAGUAGAAACAUAAUGUAAGCUGUAAAUUGUGUUCUAAGCAUUUAUCUUUUUUUGUUUUUUUUAGCUCCCUCUGCAACUUCUGUAAAGGCAGAUUCACCCUCUGCCAGCAGCAUAGUUACCCUCAGUGACUCUGCAUCUUCUUUACUGACUACCGCUGGGCCACACUCUUCCCAAAUGAGCACCCUGAGUCACACCGAAGAUCUGCCAAACCCCAGCGUCAGCACACAGCUCAGCAGGUACUUCGUCAUAGUUAUAUUGGUCCCAAAGAAGCGAUUCUGCUCCAAGUGCUUUAGUUAAAGAAAACCAUAUUUUACAUUUGGGCAGAGGAAAACCAGCGAUAAAUUCUUGUGUGUCCUAUGAAUAGCUUGAUGCAAAAUGUAUCAACCAAAGGAUUCUCAUUGUCCUGCUUUUAAUGGUGGUUCUGUAUCCAUCUACUGACUCAUUUGGCUUUUAAAUUUUUUUUUAUUUAAAUAGGCGUCAGUCUUUUUAAAAAAAAAAAAACAAAUGUCUUUGUUUAUUACUGCCUUGAAUAGUUCUUCCAAUUACAUAAUGCCAGGGAGCGGCAAAGAGAGUAUAUGUAAAGAAAAUGAGUAAACGUAUAAGAUUUGUAGCUUUUGUAUUAUAAAGAAAAGCUUUGUGUCUCUAAAAACACAUUCCAAUAUUUGCAGCAUGUUUUCUGCUUCACCAAUGUAGCUGCGUAAUAUAUAAUGCAAUUUUACUAAUUUUAUUUUUCUUGUGUAGUAAAUAAUGCACUUUUAUUAAAUUUGUUCACUUUUCUUUUCACCUCCCUAGGCUGCAUGUAAGUGGAAGGUCUUAAAACCAAUCCGUCCUUAGUUAAUGGCAGAUUUAAAUCUUCUCAAUGCAUGGAACCUAUCCUGGUCAUGUCCAAGCAUGUCAGUCUAAUUCAUUGGGACUGGUUUUCCAUAUCUGUUUUAUUCCCAGUACCUACAUGUCAAAUUACUUUUUUGGCAUGUAGAUAAAUAUCUUACACUCUGCACACUGCGUUCCUGCAAUCAAAGGAAAAGUUGUAUUUCUUUAGACAUUUGAUAUCUAUUCUGGUUCAGGCAAGACUAAUAUUUAUAUAAUUUUACCCACAGUACGUUAUCUUCACAGCAUCAGACCUCUGUACCCAUCACAGUGAGGACGUCUGUCUCUACUCCCCUGGUAAGUCAGUUCAUCCUUAGGCUGUUGUUUAGCAUUCCAGUAGACCCUUUCUAGCUCACUCACAUAGCUUUUAAGGGGGGACAGUGAAUGCCACAGCAAUCUGGAUUGGCCUGCUGGCUUUCAUCCUUCUACUAUUGGCUGAUUGCUUUGCAGCAUCCAGACAAUUGCCUUUUUUCUGGUAUGUCUUGUUUUUUUUAGAUUUCCUCUUUAUGAACUAGUAUGAAACUUUUGGCUGUAGCGGUGUGUAGUUACAUGAGUCUUGUAGACUCUUAAACCGUAUAUUAGAGUUUUUCAAAUGUUGUUAAAUGUUACUAGAAAUCCCACUUUUUUUGUGUGUUUUUUUGGGGGGGUGUGUGGAUGGGGGGAGGAAUUCCUUCUGUGCUCUAGGCAAACAUUGAAACAAGCAAGUUUUAUCAAAGUUGUAGAAUAAGUAUUUUCCUUGGCAAAAUACUCGUUAUAAUGUAACAUGGAAAGUAGAAAAGCACUCGAAUCCUCAAAGGUUUGGUCAAGACAAGCCUGCUUUUUCAUAUGAUAUGAUGCAUAUUUCAAUAUUCAGAUGGCUUGCCUCAAUGCAGAUUAUAUUGAAAUAUUGGGAGCCUUGUGUCCCUGGCACUCCCUCUGUCUGAGACAGGCCAUAUUUUCAUUCUUUUGUCUUCCUCGUGUGGAGUGCAGGGUGUGUUUACAUUCUGCUCCUGUAUAAGCCGCCAUUUUUAUCCUAUUUGGGAAUGUUUAUCGAUUUUUAUUAACUCUCGCUCUUUUGACCCACAGCAUACGAAUGUGGAAAGUGAAACUAGCUUGCACUCCUCCGUUACCACCUACUCCACCGCCUCUAGCAAUGUUCCCACCGCUCCCCCGGCAUCUUCCUCCUCUAGCCUGAAUGUCAGCAGUUUGGGGCUUGGGCUGAGCAGUAGCUCCAACAUCGUCCCAUCAACGCGGAGCUCCAUCGCUACCACAUCAGGUACUUGUUUUGGAAUGCCCGUCUCUAACUGUCCAAUGCGUCUUUACUCCAGUGACUGUUGAUCCAUAAAAAAAUACAAGUAUUUGGCUUUUGCUAAACGAAACAGCCAAAGUAGGUACUUUACUAUGUAAAUCGGGGAGGAUUGGACUCCGAUUGGAAGAACUAAACUGUAUUGAUAACAUUCAUUAAAAAAAUGAAUUCCCUGGCACCCUCAUUCUUUUCAAGAAACACCACAGCACAAUGUAGUGAUUAUGGUGCCAGGAGUACCCACCAUCCCUCAAAUUAUGCCUACCCCAAUCAUUUUAGAAUUAUUUAUGUGCAUGGGGUCUACUUACUACCCCUACCUUCAGUAAUGCUAUUGAAGAUCAAUUCUACAGCAGUUUGACUACUUAAAAUGGAGAUGGCGCUUGGGCACCUCUAGCACCACAACCACUACAAUGUGUUAUGAUUGAUAUGGUUCUUGAAGUGUUCCUUUAGUGACUGCAGUCAUAUUGUAUUUCGAUGAUGAAUGGUGAUUUUUGUAUUAUGGGAAUGAAUUUGUAGUUGUUCGGUGCAGUUUAGAUAUUUGUCCAUUUUACACUGCUCAUUUCACCGUUCUUGUCUUGCAGGUAAAGCACCUCCAAAUCUUCCCCCCGGAGUUCCACCGCUAUUACCAAACCCAUACAUCAUGGCUCCUGGUCUGUUACACGCGUAUCCCGUAAGUGCCUGUUUGUGUUAUGUUGGGGCUGGGGGGGGGGCAGACUUGUUUUGCAUGCCAGUUGACCCUUCCAUGCUUUUUCAUGUGGCUGAGAAGGGGGACAGAGCAUGCAAGAUUAUCGUGGAGUUUGGAUAAGAUGUGGUCGGAUCAGUCUGGCCUUGUUCUUUCCAGCUCCUACAUAUGUCGAUUGCUGUCUUAAAAUAUCUGUUUUCUGGGUUUUGUGCCGUACCACAUGUACUGCAGAUUCUCAUUCGCCUAGCUUUACCAUUACCGUUAUUUAUAUAGUGCCAACAUACUAUGCAGGGGCUGAUCAUUGUCAUGCAAUAUCAAUUUUUUUUUUUUAUUGUAUAUCAAUGUAUUUGAGUCCCUACUAACAUUAUAGGACCAUUCCACACCCAUAAAGCUUUUUGCUUGCUGAAAUGCUUCAUGGUAUGGAGUAUCCCAUAAUACUGACCUUUAUAAAAGUGACAGUUUUUUGUUUGUUUCUUAUAAUUUGGGUAGUGGAGUGUUCCAUUAAUUCAGAUCUGAGUAGAACUAUUGAAUAAACUAUUAAUACACAGUGCUAGAAGUUUGCAGACAUCCUUCAUGCUCAAUCUUGACCUCUGCACAGCUUUUUUUUUUAUCAGCGCGAAGCCUGUGAGGGUGGUUGCUGGUACUUAUGUGCACUGUACAAUUGUUCCGUAGAGGGAUUGAGUCAAGUGUAGUCUACUCCACUAGUGUAUCUGCUAAAAGGAGAAGGCUUAUAUCUCAGAGAUCAACAUUAAGAAACCUUGCUGUGUUUGCCCAGGCUAAUAUGUUUCUUUUCAGCCACAGGUUUAUGGUUACGAUGACCUGCAAAUGCUGCAGACAAGAUUCCCCUUGGUAAGUAUUUAAUCUAAAUCUUCUCGCGUUUUCCUCGUUUUGUUUUUCGAUGUUUGCGUGGUUUUGUAGAGGUCUGUAAUUACGUCCAAUUUUCUCAUUUUAGGAUUAUUACAGUAUCCCGUUUCCCACACCCAACACUCCACUCACCGGAAGGGAUGCCAGCCUGACAAGUAACCCUUACUCAGGUAAGUAAUGUGUACUUCAUUCUGCUUUACUGGAUCUGACCUUACUGCAAAACCCUACCCUGUCUUCUGGCGUUUUCCAGGGUCAAUGCUUUAAGAAGGAAUUUAGACAUGUCCAUGCCUGCAGCUUGCAUGUUGUAUAAGCAACCUCAUUAUAGUCAGUGACACUAAUGCAGCAGACCUGCAAUACCAAGACUGCAUACUACUCCUUUAAGGGAAAAAACCUGGACCCCAUGCAAAGGGCCAGCUUUACUUAAAUUACUUAAAUAGCAGCACUUGGUUUACAUGGCUAAUACAUCUUUUUAUUUUUUUUUAUUCAAGUAAGUGUCACUAUUUUUGGGUGGUUGCCCUUUACCGUGGAGUGUAGGUUUGUCUUUUUUUCUUCUUUUUUUUUUUGAGAAUUUCUCACUGGCUGUCCGAUAUAUUGAAUAUACAACAUUAUUCUGAGGGGAAUUAUGGGUAAGGGAGCCAUAUGGAAGUGGGCUCUAAACAUGGAAAAUUAAAAUGACAGCACAAGCCAAAUUGAUCAUUUUAAUUCAUUCUAUGAAUAGUGCAUUUAAAAUUUUCUAAAAACAAGAAAUUUAAAAAUAAAAUGCCUGCAAAAGCAGUCUGCAAGAUUAGUAGCUAGCUCUCACCAAACUGGAGGAUAAAAUGCUGACUAUAAGUCUCUAUAGCACUACUGAGUGUUUUUAUAUAAACAUUGACAUAACUCUUGCAGUGCAAGAAUAAAAAUUGAUGGUUCACUUUAAAAUAAUUUUUCUUUGCUGAAUUAGGGGGCGUGCUAGUUUGGGCUUUUGAGUUGUGUUUAAUUGGUUCAACAGUAUAUUGUAUGAUCUUUAAAUACUAGUUAAGUCCGUUUCCUUGUUUGAGGCACAUCCUAUUGCAUGGAUAAAAUGAAUUUUGUUAGAUGACUUUGAAGAGUGCUAAUUAAUUUUACAAUGUAUUCUGUACAGGAGAGCUUGCUAAGUUCGGCCGAGGAGACACUUCUUCCCCUGCUCCAGCAACAACGCUGGCACAACCCCAGCAAAGCCAGACGCAAGGUCACCAUACAACGCAACAAACAUUCCUUAAUCCGGCCCUGCCACCCGGAUACAGCUACACCAGUCUGCCCUACUACACCGGGGUACCGGGUCUACCCAGCACUUUCCAGUAUGGGCCCGCCGUAUUCCCAGUGAGUGUGCAUUUCAAUAGUAACCAGUGACAUUCAAAGGGCGGGUCGUGGUUAGCAGACAUUUGGGGGAAGUGACGCUUCACCAAAGGCACCUUAAAAAUAAAUAAUAAUAAUUAUCCUUAUGCUGAUUAUUAGAUUAUCUCUCCCCCGUUUCUGUUUAAGGAACACACACCUGGCUUAAGGGUUGUUGGAAGCACCCUUAAGAUUUGAAAAAAAAAAAAAAAAACCUGCGAUGUAUUAAUUUUGAAAGUAUCCAACUAGUUGGUCAUUAAGACAUCAUCAGAUCCUGCAUUGCACAGACUUAUGUUGACUUUUCUGGAAAAUGGAGCUUAAUGCAAAUAAAAUGGAUGCAGCCCUCCAGUGUUUGAGUUUAGAUUGCAAGAAAAUCAAAAAUUAUGUUUUUGGGUUAUUCAUUUUUUUUUUAUUUUUUUUUUGUAUGUGUGAGAGCACUAUUAUAUAGAUUUGGUAUUUAAUUCCUUGUGGGAAAUCUGUUAAUCUGCUUCAGAAUGUUCGUAUUUUAGCGUAUCAGAAGUACGGUUUAGCUGCUUGUCCUCUGCAUCAGACAAUUUAGAGGAUUACUCGUUUUGAUACCCUUAUAUGUAUUUCCCUGCUUGACUCAAUCAUUUUGAGGAGUGGUUUGGUUGUUUUUUUGUUUUUGUUUUUUUUUUUAAAUAAAUUGUCCCGUUCACAAUCAUAAAUUAAAGAUACAGAGUCAUUUAAUAGCUGUGAAUUUGCACUGCAAACUUCAGGGAUAGAUUUUUUUUUUUUUCUUCCCUUACAAAGUGGUUGCUCUCAAGUCAGUGUUUGCCAGGGGUGGGGGGCCUGGAUUAGGGUUUCGUGAUCCGCAGUAGAACAGAGGAUUUAUGUUGUGACCUUUCUGAGCUGUGUUCUGGAUUUGUUUGAGUUUGGUUCGUAGUAUGUAAUAUCAUUCAGCUGAUUUGCUAGAAAUUGGUUCAUUUAGGUGAACUGUUUGGAAAAUUAUAGGAGUGGCAUAGGUACAACUGCAUCCCGUCUUCUUCAGAGACCUCCGGAGGACAGCCUUGUAUGCACAUCACAGCACGGAGGAUGGAAUUCAUUUUCAUAUGCUGUUACUUUGACGACUUCACUGAUGGGAUUGAACUGUCAAGUGGUAAUCUCGUCUUCUCUCCACGUUUGCUAGUUAUUCUGGUUAUGCAGUGGAAGAAUCCUUGAAAACAGUCUACCUACUUUUUUUUUCUUUUUUUUUUUUUUUCGAGAUCGUGUAUUCUGUCUGAACCUCAAACACAGAAUGCUAAUCUCAAGAUCCCAAGUUUUACUGCUAAAGAUUAGAAUAUUGUACUAGAUCACAAGAUAUUAGAGACAUGCAGUUUAGAGGACAGGGCAUCAGCAAUUUGCACAUUGGGAGGGUGGGUGGCUUGUGUAGGCCUUACUACUAGAUCUUUGACCACUGUCUUAAAAUACCCUGCUGUUCUCCUGUUUUUGUAACCUGUUUUGUUAUAUUUAUAUCUAUUUUUUGUGCCUGAUUGUAAAUAAUCUUGAUACUUAAUAAAAGUAUUUUCAAUAAAAGCUGACAAUGUGCUCUCCUCGAGCUGUCGUCCUCCUUCCUGCUGCACUUGGCAGCCUUCUGCUGAUUUACUCCUACCACAAAGCCUGGCUGUCUAGAAACCAGCUGCUGUUUGGUCCUGUUGUUUUUGUGUGUGUUUUUUUUAAAAUUAAAUUAGUUUUAUGGACGUUUUUAGUUUGUCUUCAUCAUAUUUAGUAGAGAAUAUGCUCCAAUGAGCCUCAUAAACUUCUCUGGGGGUCACUUAUGUUUUAGUUAUAAAUUUGAAAAAAUUCAGCAACUGAGUCCUGAGUAAUUUCAUUGGGAAUUUUAACAUAGAUAUUUUUUUUUGUUUUUAAUAGGGGGAAAAAGUGUAUUGUUUUAUAUUAAAUUGUAAUGUGUGUGUGUGUGUGUGUGGACUGUCUUUUUAAAACAAUGUAUUUUUUUUCUAGGUAAUUUUAAACUAUUAAAAAUUUUCAUAAAAAGGCAGGGAAAUAACCAGGUUUAUCGAUAAGGUUCUUGUCUGCCAUUAUUGAAUGUGGUUAACUCAUUCCCCCAGUCUUGAGUGCUUCCCUCACUGCCUUAAGCAUUCCAAGCCCUUAAUAACUGUAGUGUACUCAGCUGUCCCCCCUCCCCCCAUCCCUCUGCAGGUUUGGUAGUGAGACAGCUUUGUCCCUCCAAUUUAACCUCUGACUUCCCCACACUCUGCUAGAGCCUCCAGGGGAAUGAUACUGCAGCAGAGACUCUCCUAUAUCUGGCAGGCACACUCCAGGUACGUCCCAGAAUUCUCCACUGCGAGGUGAGAACCAUGCCUGGCUUCUGUCUGUGGCACAGGUCUGGGGUAGGGGGCUCGCGUUUGCAAAAUCUCACUGGUUAUCUGUAGACCUUCCUGGUGGAGCCAGGACGUCUGCUCUUCUGCCAUGUGAGUUACAUCGCUCUGCUUCUUUCUAAACAAUGUCCUUCACAAGCCUGUUUUCUCAUCGUUGCUUGGUGAAUGUAACUUUUAUCACACUUUUCAAACAUUUAAUCUAUAGCUAUACACGUACAGUAAAACAUUGUCACUGUUCAUCUAUAGCCUCUCCAGUACCCACUUUUGUCAUUAAUUUGAGUCCACUUUAAAAAAAAAAAAUCCGACUAAACACCUUGUGCACUUGCAGAUAUACAUUUGAUUCCAUGUACAUGGUCAAUGAAAGUUGUGAUAAUCAUAUACACUGGCAGGGAUUGUUACUGCACCUUGUUGCAUAAACUUGUUAUGUGGGUCAGGGCGCAACCCCACAUUUAAAGAUUAACGUAAAAUUAAUUUGCAGUUGGCACAUUAAUUCACAACCCGUAGCAAUCGGCGGGUACACUAAACCUUCUCUAUAAGAUGAGAAUUGAAUGGUCUCUGUGAUGUUGGAAAGUAAAAAUCAGUCUAACGCGUGUCUGUGCUGGAUUAUAUCUUGAUUUAUUUUGCAUAUAAUCCGUAACCUGCCCUGUACUUGGUUUGUGUGGUUGGUUACUCAAUGGGCGACUUACCUGAGCUUACACGGCUUCUUGUUCCCUUCUCUCCACUAGGUGGCUCCUACCUCCUCAAAACAGCACGGGGUGAAUGUUGGUGUCAACACAUCAGCUGCUGCCUUCCAGCAAGCUCCAAACUACGGGUCACAUGGGUACAGCACUGGUAAGGAAUGCUUGGAACUCAUGGGCUUAUGUCGGUUAUUUCCUGUGGGCAAACAGUUGGAAGAUCUAUUAGCCAGACCUACUACUUGAGUGGAUCAACCCGAAAUAAUUCACUCACUUGGUGUCUAUUAGAUCUAAAUCAGGACCACCAAAAAGGUAUUGAGCAAGGUAUCAUGCUCUUUACACUACAUUUAUUUAGUGGAAUGGUCAGCCAAGUUUAAGACAUGUGCACCCAAAUCAAAUGAGUCGGGCCGCUGGAGAAAAUUUACUUGAUUCUGAUGGGAAAACUAAAACGGUAGCUUCCACCAAGGCACCAAACAGUUCAGGAUUUCGACAUUUCCAGAUUCUGAUUCUGUGAGGAUAUUGGCAAAAUCUGGACUAAUGGUUUGCCUUUAGUGCUGGUUUGGGGACUCCUGAUCUAGAAUACAACCAAUGGCUGAUUUGCCCAAUAUCUUUAUUGGACAGUCUCUUCCUGAAAGCUUUGGAAAAAGAAACACAGUAAAUAUAUUGCUACGUAUCAUUUUCAUGCACAAAAACGAGCUGAUUUAUUACAUAAUCAUUUCAAAUCUGGACGUUCUACAGGGAAGUGAAUGCUCUUUGAAUAGCUGAUGUUUUCAAUUGAUAGCUCAUAUAAUUGAAAACAAAUUGCAUAUAAUAUUCUCUGUGUAAUAUUUUGUAAUGCUUUCGUAUAAAACCUUUUCAGUGCAUCUCUUGACUUUACCUUGUGCCAUGUAGACGGGCAUAUUUAAGUCCUAAUCAAAACUGCAUAGAUACAGCCGAGAGUUCAAGCACACUCACAAAUCCUGACAAUAUGCCAAGCGCUAGGCAUCUCAAAACACUUCCUGAGCUUAUUUCAGCCAUUCAAAUUGUGCACGCUUUAAUGUUGAAUAAGUGCUACUUCUGGCCAAAGACUUCUUAGGGAUGACCAAAACCACUGAGCAUGGCUGUUAACCAAUAUAUGCACUGAGCAGAGGUGUUUGCGUAUAUUAAUACAUUACAAAAAUAUUAAACAAAGAGGCCAUAAUACAUGUCCACAUGUUUCAUUUCAGUAAAAGUAAAAUAAAGUUUCCUUUAAUCAGGAGGAAACUAGAAUGGUAAGAGAGUGGUUUUUAGGUUGCUUUUAAUUCAUACGACCAGAGCCGCUGACUUUGAAUGCUGCAUUAAUUAUCAAAUGAUAAAUUGUCCAAUACGGGGCCAGUGGUGAUAUUUUUAAGUGAAGAGCUGCUGGAACCUUGGUGAGAUGUAAAUGAAGCCUUAAGGAUAGACAGACGUGGAAGGACUUUCCAUAUAAUGGGAGCUGUGUUGCUUACGUCUGUUUUCCGUCAAAGGUUUAAGCUAGGCCCUGGCUCAGGUAAAAAUGACUGGCUGCAGGGUUAGCUAUUCCCAAUCAAAAUAAAACUGAGCUGUGGACUUUGUAACUGCUGACCUCUCCCUGUGUGUCCUUGUGAUGGAAUGAAUUGUUCAUCCUCUGUGUGGCUGAAUGCUAUGGUAUCUCCUUUCACCUUCCCUCCCACACACCCUGCUACUCCUGUUUACCUCUUUCCUAGUCCCUCACUGCAACACGUCUGUCACCUCUGGUGGUCUGAGCAGCAGCAGGUGGGAAGCUGUAUGCAUCCCCUGCCCCAUGCCAGUUUAAGGGCCCCACCAUGUCCUUGGAUUGUCUGUUUAACCUCUUUAAGUGUAAUGUGCCCAUCACUGGUUUACAGCCUGUGCCCUUUGGUCAAAGUCCAAGUGGAUCCUGAAUUGCUUUUAAUUGACCGGGAUACCGAGGGAGGGUGAGUGCAUGAGUGCUUGGUGACUGGGUGCUCUGGUUGUCUGGAGGUGCGUGUGUUGCUUCCCAUGCUGAGGGCUGUGUCUGUUCGCAGGCUUUGAUGACUUGUGCCAGGUUUCCGGCGUGGGGGAUUUCUGUAAGGGUGCAUUUAGUGGGGCUUCUGCUGCUCAGAAUAAACCUGCUGCUGCUUCCACCAAUGGACCAGGCGCUGGUAAGUGCUCUCUCUCUCUGUCUGCUCAGUUUCAGUUUGUGAUUUCUUCCACUACCUCCUUUUCACUUCCUAGCAUCUCCCUCCCUUCCCAUCACCUCCUUCCCCUUUUUCUGAAAGUGUUACUGAGAGGAAUGGGACAGUGAAACCUUUCGGUAUCUCUCCCAGUGGGACAACUUCUAAAAGCUGUGUAACAGAGAUAAAUCCAGUCUUCAAAGCCCAUAACAGUGCAGAGGGUACAUGCGUGCUCACUACUCUUCCUACUUGAUCAAAGGUGGCUCGUUGUGCCUGCACUCCGUCAAUAGUGCUGUGUGUUUCUCUUGCCCUCUGCAUGAGAGAGGAAAGUGCAAUUGAUUCUUUUUACUUCUCAUACCCUGUGUGCUAGGAGACCUGCAUUUAAUUUUGAUAUAUAUAUUUUUUUAAAGCAGGAGACCAGCAUUAUCCAUGGCAAAUGUCUUGGCACAAGCCCCCCUCUGAUUAAGUAGAAACACUUUAAGGGUGCUUUGUGUUGGGAGAAGUCCUUUGUCAACUUUUGUCUCUAUUUGCCUGAUCCCUGCCUUAUUAUGGAGCUCUAAAGACUGGAUGUUGCCUGAAGUGAGGGUUCUUAUUACAGGAGAACAUAAUGCUUUCUCAGUUCCAAGAAAAGCAUGUUAAACCCAUUAUUUGCUAGUGUGUCAUUGAAUCACAGAACAGCUUACAAAAAGCUUUUAAAAUUGCCAUCUGAAGAUUGUUUGAGUUCUGUUUGAAAUGAUCAUUUCUAAAUAGUCUUUUAUUUUUUUUGGUUUUGGUUUUAUUUUGUUAUCUUUGCUGGGAAAGUUACACACCUCUAAAAGGGUCACCCCUUCCACCCCGUGAUAUAUUAAAAAUCACCUUUCCCCACAGGUGUGUCGGUCACCUCUAGCAACACGGGAGUGCCUGAUAUCUCUGGUUCUGUCUAUUCUAAGACACAGGUAUGUUUGUGCAGAAAGCAUGACAGCUGCUUGAGUGCGUGUUUGGAAAAUGUCUCCCCCCAAAAAUUGCUCAGGGGUGUCAUACUUUGUCCUUAUGUGCUACCUUUUCUUGAAUUGGCUUGCAACAGGUCAUUUCCUGUGAAUUAUGGAAUCAUGGUUAAUAACUGGCUUGGCCAAAGUUUGACAUUCUCCUGUCUAUCAUCAGCAAAGUGUUCAGCUAACUCCUAUCACUCUAGCACGCACUAAGUCUAGAGGGCCUAUACAUUUCCAGUCGUGGUGAAGGUAAAUAGACUGCAGCCCUCUAGUCAUGGUGUAACUUUAAAUCAUUUGUGGAUGUUAGGGCACACGCAGUGUUUGGAUACUAAAACUUGUGGAUUACAUGUUUUGUAAAUUGUGUCCAGCAGCAAAUGAAUAUGCAGAUUUUUUACCUAUGCUGUGCAUUGUGUCUUUGUUCUACUUGUUCGAGAUUAGCACUGAAAUCUGAGCCAGAUGCUUCCAAACAUACUGCCAAGAUUGAAAACGUUUGGUCUGGGAUUACAAUUACGUUUUAAAUCAAAUGCAGAACAGCUAAAUUAAAUAUAGUCAUGAAAUGCAUUUGAAAACCCUAAUUCUGCGUAUCGCAAGUUGGAAAGUUACCCUGAUUUCUCUGAAUUCUAGCACCUGACUCCAUGGCCUCCCAACCUGCAGGGCCGUGCCAGAAGACUCUGGCGUUUGUGAUGUUAAUGUGUUGAUCCUCACUAAUUUAAUUCCGUGGUAUGGAUCACUGGUUUCUGGGUCCAACAUGUUUGCUCAAGGAAGAUGUCAACCGUAAAAUUUUAAAAGAAUAUUCAUAGUACUAUAGUAAUUAGUACCACCUGCUGUAUGGUUAUAGUGCUCGGAGCGCUUUGGCGUCUCACCCACAGUAAUCUAACAAACCAUUUUAGAACAGUCCGGCAACUUAAAUUCCCUGUCUGCCAUCAUUGCAUCCAGUGUCCUCAUACGGGAAAAGCUUUAGGUCUUUGUUAAAGGAUUACUCCAACCAUUAUAACCACUACAUCCCACUGUAGAAGUUCUUUGGACAUUUACCCAAGUAAUAGGGCAGACCAUUUUGCAACGAUUUGCCCUCUAACCUGGGCUUUGCCAUGCUCCGAAUUUUCUUUGGCAGAUUUCUGGAAUUUGACUUCUGCAGAGUUUCAGAAGCCGGAUGCCGAGCCUGCGCUCUUUGGCUGAGCGUGUCAACUGCCUGCUCUGUCAACCAAUGAGCAUCUGUGCAUCGAAUUUUGCACACAAUUGACAUUUUCCAGCUCUGAGCUUUUGUUCUGGACUGGCUGAUGACAUGGACAGAAGUUGAGUUAAACCUCUGGCAGCAAAGUGGUAAAACUCUGUAUGUGCGUUUCAUUGGAAAACACUGCACAUACAGACUCGCUGACGUGUUUAUAAUUCUUGGAGUGACCCUUAAAGUGAGGCAGAUCAAACGCUGCUGACGCACUCUGCCAAUGAGCACAAACUUUUGUCAGAUAUGCUCAGCUCAAUGGAGCCAACCCGAUUCUCCAUGUAAAUUCACACACAAAACUUUUUUGUUAAAUACCCUGCAUGUGAUUGCUGUCUUAUUAGACACAAUGUGUUAUGUUCUAUUUUAUGUUUUUGAUCACCCAAUUUCAUUCCUCAGCAAUCUUUCGAGAAGCAGGGAUUCCACACUGGCACCCCAGCCACGUCCUUCAACCUACCCUCGGCCCUAGGAAGCGGGGGACCCAUCAACCCAGCCACAGCGGCCGCCUACCCCCCAGCUCCAUUCAUGCACAUCCUAGCUCCGCAUCAGCAGCCGCAUUCCCAGAUCCUACACCACCACCUCCAGCAGGAGGCUCAGGUAAUACCACAUUGGUGACUAAAUGACAGUUCCUUUCUUCCCAUGUAAGCAUAAAUGCCUGAAUCUAUUUCUUCCCUGCAGGAAGAGCACCAUACUCUAAAUUAUUUGUUUUAAAUAUGCACUGUCCUGUGUGCUGUAGGAGUAUUUAAUGGCCGAUAAGACUGCAAAUAUCCCUUGUAGUCUCUUUACAUUAAUAUUUAUUCCUGGUUGUUUAUCUUUACCCUCUUCAGAACUUGUCACAACCUCUUUGAACCUUGUUCUUAGGCUUUUAAUUUUUUUCUCUCUUGAAAAAGGCCAUCUGUGGUAUGAAAUCCAUUUUCUGAGUUGAACUCUUUUUAAUUCAACUAGUUCCCUCUUUAGUAAGUCCAAUGCUUUGGCUUUCUUUGAUUAAUUUUUCUGGGCUCUGUAAAGUUGCCAAAUGUUCAGUCUGGGAUAUAAAUGCUGGUUAUAAAAAGUAGACAAGAUUGAAAGUUUCAGUUUAAGCAAGGAAGUUACUUUUGUUUCCCUUACAGACAAGAAUGGUUUACACAGGAGGAGAGCUAGACAAUGGGACAAUAAUAAUAUAUAGAGAAAUAUAAUGGGACAAUAAUACGCUGGGUUUUUAGUAUUGGGAAAUGUACUAAGCAGGCUCAUUCACAGAAACGUAUCUUGGGUUUACAAGAAAAAUGCCUAAACUUCAACUAUAGGUAGAGAUUUAUUGCAAGGUUUAUUGAAGGCAGUAAUUUGGGAUGUUUAUUGAAGACAGCAAAUUGGGACGUAAGUAAAAAAAAAAAAACCCUACAUUUAUAGAGCAUAUCUGAAAAAAAAAUAAUAUAAAACUCUAGCAAGUGCUUGACUUUAUAGAAAGAGUAAAUACAUGUUAAUAUUCCCACGUGGAAAGUGGACACAGUUAUCACUACAAUGUCGCGUAAUACCUGUUCUUAGGUAAUUCUUGGUAAUGCACAUUGCUGAUUAGGAGUCUAGAAGAUAUUCUCUUUCUCCGUUCCACUAGCCGUACUCCUCACACCAUUUGCUCUGUGGACUGUUUGCCUUGUUUAUUUACAGCCAUACAGAUGAAUGCAGGGAGUAGCUGCGCAAAUGACCGCACUAUAAAACGGUGCUACCAGACAACGUAAAUAAGAUGUAAGCCUUUUGUUUUCUCUUUGCUAACAUCUCUUCCUGUAUCUCUCCGCAGGGUGGCGCUGGACAGCGGACCCAGGGAGCAUCUAUGCCACAGAAGUCUCAGCCCAGCAAAUCGGCGUACAGCAGUUAUAGUUGGGGGAGCAACUAACCGGUGGAGUCGCUCCCCUGCACUCCCCAAAGAACACUGCGUGACAGAGAAGACAUUAUAGGAGCAAUGCACACAAUGUCAAAACAAAGUUCCCUUUUCUGCGCCCAUUUAGGGCCCAAAUGGCUCUCUCCAUUCUUCUCGUUAUAUGUAAUAUAGAAUUUGUAUUUUUUUUCCUCCUCGUUUUCUGCAGUCGAAGUAUGAAUCGUUCGCUAUUUUAGGAGAGGGCCGUUCUUUAAUUUUGUUUUAUGGUUUUCUUUUUUUUUUCCUUUAUUACCUCUUUUUGCAGAGGUAACAGGGGAAACACAGGCCCCUUCUAAGAGCGAUCUCUGUAUACCUAGGAUGGAUUGCUAUGAAACCUGCAUUGUAUGAAUAAUUAGUUGACGUGUUUUUUUUGUACUGUGUUCUAAAUUUAAUGCAUAAAUGUGUCUUGUAUAUAUAAAAGAAAAACACAGCUGCAUUUCUGAAUUUUCUCAAAUUUGUGCCUUCAAAGCAUUAAGAAUGUAC
Messenger RNA from Pelobates cultripes (western spadefoot toad), 32039 nucleotides. The record is from the annotation of a GenBank genome assembly. NCBI's taxonomy places the organism in Eukaryota, Metazoa, Chordata, Amphibia, Anura, Pelobatidae.